AUGGCGGCCACCCGGGACGCUGGUGAACGGCAGCUGAUGUUGUGGGGCUGUGCUGGUGGCAGAUGCUGUCAAAAGUUGAAGAAUCCAUACACCAUUAAGAAACAGCCUCUGUCAAUUUCCAGAAUUUAUACAUACAUGCUAGAGAAAUCCAGACUUGUUUCACAACCUCCUGGCCAGAGCAAUUUUCUCAUUUUCUACUUGUUGAUGGAUGGGCUGUCUGCUGAAGAAAAAUAUGAACUUCACCUUAAUAAUUUACAUGCACACCGGUAUUUGAACCAGACCAUACGAGAUGAUGUAUCAACAGUGGAGCAUUCUCUGAACAGGGAGAAAUUUGCUGUUUUGAAACAAGCCCUGAAUGUAGUAGGCUUCAGCAACUUGGAGGCGGAGAGCCUGUUUGUGAUUCUGGCCGCGAUACUGCACCUCGGAGACAUUGGGUUCACUGCCCUGACCGAUGCCGACGCCGCCUUGGUCUCUGACCUCCAGCUUCUGGAACAAGUGGCUGGAAUGUUGCAAGUAUCGACAGAAGACCUGGCGUCUGCCUUAACGACUGACAUUCAGUAUUUUAAAGGAGAUAUGAUCAUACGACGACAUACUCUACAGAUUGCUGAAUUUUACCGCGAUCUCUUGGCCAAGUCCCUGUACAGUCGUUUGUUUAGCUUUCUGGUGAAUACCAUGAAUUGUUGUCUCCAUAGCCAAGACGAACACAGAAGCAUGCAGACAUUGGAUAUUGGAAUUCUGGACAUCUUUGGUUUUGAAGAAUUUCAAAAGAAUGAAUUUGAACAAAUCUGUGUCAACAUGACCAACGAGAAGAUGCACCAUUAUAUCAAUGAAGUGCUUUUCCUACACGAGCAAGCAGAAUGUGUACAAGAGGGAGUUGCCAUGGAAACAGCACAUUCUCCUGGUAACCAGCCUGGAGUUUUGGAUUUUUUUUUUCAGAAGCCAUCUGGAUUGCUCUCUUUAUUGGAUGAAGAAAGUCAAAUGAUUUGGUCCAUGGAAUCAAGCCUUCCCAAAAAGCUACAGAGUCUCCUAGAAUCCUCAAACACAAAUGCAGUGUAUUCGCCUGUUAAAGAUGGGAAUGGGAAUGUCGCCCUCAAAGGUCAAGGAACAACGUUCACCAUCAUGCACUAUGCAGGAAGGGUAACGUAUGAUAUUGUUGGAGCAAUUGAAAAAAAUAAAGAUUCCCUUUCACAGAAUCUUCUAUUUGUCAUGAAAACUAGUGAAAAUGUCGUGAUCAAUCAUUUGUUCCAGUCGAAAUUGUCCCAAACAGGAUCCCUCGUAUCUUCUUCCUGUCCUUCCUUUAAAUUCCGAGGACAUAAAUCUGCUCUGCUCAGUAAGAAAAUGGCAGCUUCUUCAAUUACUGGAGAAAACAAGAAUUAUUUAGAAAUUAGUAAGUUAUUAAAAAAGAAAGGAACUUCUUCGUUUCUUCAAAGACUGGAACGAGGAGAUCCAGUCACCAUAGCAUCACAACUCAGGAAAUCACUAACGGAUAUUAUUGGGAAACUCCAGAAGUGUACUCCACACUUCGUUCACUGUAUCAGGCCCAAUAACUCAAAGCUACCAGACACGUUUGAUAAUUUUUAUGUGUCUGCUCAGCUACAAUAUAUUGGGGUCCUGGAGAUGGUGAAGAUCUUCCGAUAUGGAUACCCUGUCCGCCUUUCCUUCUCGGAUUUCCUGUCAAGGUAUAAGCCACUGGCUGAUACAUUUCUGGGUGAGAAGAAGUCCGCUGCGGAGAGAUGUCGGCUUGUCCUCCAGGAGUGUAAAUUACAAGGCUGGCAGAUGGGAGUCCGAAAAGUGUUUCUAAAAUACUGGCAUGCUGACCAGCUCAAUGAUUUGUGCCUCCAGUUGCAGAGGAAAAUCAUAACCUGCCAGAAAGUUAUCAGAGGAUUUUUAGCACGCCAGCACCUGCUUCAGAAAAUGAGCAUCAAACAGCAAGAGGUCACUUCUAUCAACAGUUUUCUGCAGAACACCGAGGAUAUGGGGAUGAAAACGUAUGAUGCCUUGGUCAUUCAGAAUGCCUCAGACAUUGCCCGGGAAAAUGACCGGCUCCGUAAUGAAAUGAAUGCCACCUACCAUAACGAGAAAUUCGAGGUCAGGACCAAGCAAGAGGAAAGAACCAAAAGAACCGAAGACAAGAGUGGACCCAGGAAUUUCCAUUCUAGCUCCAUCCUGGUCUGCACAGCCGUGGACGGCCCAGGCCAGUGUCUCGCCGCCCCGUCCAUCUGGUCUCCCUCCCUGCACUCAGUGUUCAGCAUGGAUGACAGCAGUGGCCUCCCAUCACCGCGGAAACAGCCUCCCCCCAAGCCCAAGAGGGACCCCAACACCCGGCUGAGCGCCUCCUACGAGGCCGUGAGUGCCUGCCUCUCUGCAGCCGCCAAGGAAGCAGCCAGCGAAGCUCUGACCCGGCCCAGACCUCACAGCGAUGACUACAGCACCAUGAAGAAGAUUCCUCCUCGAAAGCCCAAGCGAAGCCCCCACACGAAGCUCAGUGGCUCCUAUGAGGAGAUAUCAGGCCCCAGGCCUGGGGAAGGGAGACCCCUGGGGAAAGCAGGGCCCCCCCAGGACUCGGGGGCCGUGCACAGGGCCUGCUCGGCCGAGGGGCCUCCCCACUGUGCCCUGCACCUGACUGUGCCACAGGGAGGUGACGACGAUGCCGAACCCGUGUACAUCGAGAUGGUGGGGAACGCUGGGAGGGCUGGCUGCCCCCAGCCCGACAGCCCAGACCCCGGGGAGUCCGUGUAUGAGGAGAUGAAAUACUUCUUGCCCGAGGAGAGCAGCCGCAGCCUGGGCAUGGUCUCCUUCAUGUCUGCAUCGCCCCCUCUGUUUUAUGAGAGCCGAAAACCCAUCACCUUUGAGGACGGUGACACGAGCGGCCAAGCGGCGGGGCCCUUGAGGGACACCUGUGACAUCCCGCCCCCUUUCCCCAAUCUGCUUCCCCACCGGCCACCCCUGCUGGUCUUCCCUCCAACCCCCGUGACCUGCUCCCCGGCCUCCGACGAGUCGCCUUUGACACCCCUGGAAGUGAAAAAGCUGCCCGUCCUGGAGACCAACCUCAAGUACCCCGUGUCAUCAGAAGGUUCAAGUCCACUGUCUCCACAGUAUUCCAAAAACCAAAAGGGGGACAGUGACAGGCCCGCGUCCCCCGGCUUGACUGUAUUCAAUGGGCCCAACAAAAUCUCCCCACCUUCCACACCCCCUGCUCCUCCCCUGCCCCCUCCGGUGCCUCCUGCCUCCUACUGGCCACCUGCACACUUUACAUUCCCCCCCGAGACAGUUGUGGUGCCCACAGGAAAGGCGAUGGCAAAUUCAGACGUGGCCAAAUCACAGCAAAAGCCAAACUCCGCCCCCGCAGGGGGUCCAUGCAGCUCCUUCUCCAAGAUUCCUUACUCCCCGGGGAAGGCGGCUCGAGGGGAACACAGGAAGGCCAACUCCAGCUCCUCCUCCCCGGCACCCUACAGCCCUCCCAACUCCAGACCGCUCAACAGCCCCCUGGACGAGCUGGCCAGCCUCUUCAAUUCCGGACGGAGUGUGCUUCGGAAGUCUGCAGCAGGAAGAAAAAUUAGGGAAGUGGAAGGUUUCGAAACUAACAUGAACCUAACUAGCCAAGAUGAUCCUAGUACAUCAGAAAUUCCUUCAGAGACUCAAGAUAGAAAUGCAAAUAACCAUGGAAUUCAAUUAUCUAAUUCACUAUCUAGUACUAUAACUGCUGAAAAUGGAAACUCUGUCUCAAACGGUUUACCUGAAGAAGAUGGAUACUCAAGGCUAUCUGUGAGUGGCACGGGGACUUCGUCAUUUCAGAGACAUAGAGAAAGUCACACCACUCAGGUCAUACACCAGCUGCGGCUCUCAGAGAAUGAAAGCGUGGCCCUGCAGGAGCUUCUGGACUGGAGGCGGAAGCUCUGUGAAGAAAGAGAAGAUUGGCAGCAAAUCCUGCAUCGCUCAGAGCCCAGGCCACCCCCGCCACCACCUUGCAAGAAGCCCACUCUUUUGAAGAAGCCCGAGGGAGCCUCCUGCAGCCGGCUGCCUUCCGAGCUCUGGGACAGCACCAUUUGAUGUGGCCUCGACUGCGGACUCGCUCACAGGAAAAAACUGCCUAGGAUGGCAGGCUGCGUCCACAGAAGGCUGCCUUCUGACACGUGCUGGGACCUCCCUCCCCACGCAUGGAUACAAAAAAAGCACAGGACACUGACGCUAAAUAGACGAGAUCUCGUGUGUGUGUGUGUGUGUGUGUGUGUGUACAAAAGCGUGUGUGUGUUUGUUCUUUCUUAUCCAUGUUGUGGUGAUUUGCUCUGACCUUCACGUUCCUUGUCGACAGCACUGUGCUACCCUUAGGUGGCAACAGUGAUGCUGGGAAAAGUGGGGAGGGAAUGAGAGAGGGGGUGACGUGAGGAGAAGAGCCGUCCAUGCCCACUCUGUACAGUUGUUUUUAGAGAGCUUGAGAGUCUGUUUCUUGUCCUUCCGAUGGUUUUAUUAUAAUACACUAUACAGGACAUAUAUUUUGUUUCUUUGUAGGUGUUUUGUGUUUCAUGGGAAUUACAAUAAUUAUUCACCUGUUUAUGACUGUAUUUUAUAACUUUAUGCAAUCGGUGGUGCUCCCGUUCUUCAAAAUACAGAUUUUUAAAAAUCAUUUUUAGAUUUUUUUUCCCUUCUGCACAACUUUUCCUCUUUUUUUUUUUAAAACCUAAAGUACCUAAAAAUCUGCAGGCUAUGUUACUGUUUUAGCUGUGCCAGUGUCACCCCUUGCAGAAGUAUGGAUCGAGUCCCGUGUUUUAGAUGUUCCUCAUCGACAGGCAGGCGGUUCUUCCCUGUGCUCUGUGCUUCUGGAUAAGUGGAUUGUACACCCCGUAGUUAACAAUUUCACCUCCCGACCUCAGCAAAGAUCGCAGGAAAUUAUGCGGUGAUCGGUUAAACACACGUGGCUUCCAAUUCAUAGCUGGUCUUGUAAAAUGGUCACAUUCGUUCAAAGGUCCAAACAGUCCAUAUUAUUAAGUGCACCGAGAUUUACCGGUUCGAGCAGUGGGGGCUGCGUCACAAGACGGUCCUCCCCUUGAGUGACACUGCAUGACUCAUUGUACACCCUCCGCCCUCCUGUAAUGCAAGGCCUUGUGUGUCGAUGUGCUUCCGUGGGCUGGCAGGAAGUUCUGAGCUGUGUGGCUCCACACCACCCUGUCUUGCUACUUGGAACUUUUUAUUCAUACCGGCCUUUGAAACGUGACUGUGCCAAUAAAAGGGUACAACGAUGUGCUUCCUCUGCUUUA
Messenger RNA from Carlito syrichta (Philippine tarsier), 5255 nucleotides. RefSeq names its product myosin XVI (gene MYO16). The transcript is spliced from 21 exons. Gene Ontology annotation, cellular component: myosin complex; perinuclear region of cytoplasm; nucleoplasm. Bases 1 to 4050 code for a protein of 1349 amino acids. Gene Ontology annotation, molecular function: cytoskeletal motor activity; ATP binding; protein phosphatase binding. Lineage: Eukaryota; Metazoa; Chordata; Mammalia; Primates; Tarsiidae. Gene Ontology annotation, biological process: phosphatidylinositol 3-kinase/protein kinase B signal transduction; negative regulation of G1/S transition of mitotic cell cycle; neuron projection morphogenesis. The record is from RefSeq and is a predicted model, not a curated record.